Messenger RNA from Tupaia belangeri chinensis (Chinese tree shrew), 228 nucleotides. It is a transcript of the gene SPRR4, whose product is annotated as small proline rich protein 4. NCBI's taxonomy places the organism in Eukaryota, Metazoa, Chordata, Mammalia, Scandentia, Tupaiidae. The coding region runs from base 1 to 228 and encodes 75 amino acids. The transcript has a single exon. The record is from RefSeq and is a predicted model, not a curated record.
AUGUCUUCCCAACAGCAACAGCAGUGCCUACCCCAGAAGGCUCAGCAGCAGCAAGUGAAGCAGCCCUGCCAACCACCCCCUGUCAAAUGUCAAGAGACGUGUACACCCAAAACCAAGGAUCCAUGUGCUCCUCAGGCCAAGAAGCAAUGCCCACCCAAGGGCACAACCAUUCCAGCCCAGCAGAAGUGUUCUGCAGCCCAGCAGGCCCCUAAGAGUAAACUGAAGUAA